AUGAGAGGAUCGAAAUGUCUGGUAACGAUAAUUUCCGCGACUUCUGCCGGAGAUUACUCGCCCUACGAUACCCAUUAUGCCCAGGGAAUUCAUGCGUAUGAGAAUGAAAACUGGACCGAGGCAAUAACCGAAUUCGAACGAGCAAUAGAAGAGAGAAACCGUUAUUUAGAAGCAAAGGUGCAUUGCUCAAUCGAUAGCUGUGGAAACAUCACCGGCGAUUCCCUAAAGUCCCUUUCCAUCGGAUCCGGCUUUAGUCAAUACGUCAUCGCUCGCGGGCUCUGUCUUUACAAAUGUAUGUCUGAGGCGAUUGGGAAGAAAUACGUCGAUUGGAGGAUUUUACCUUCGGUGGAUGAAGAAUUUCAAGCUCGCCUGCCGUACCAGUAUCUCAAUGUCGCCUAUUUCAAAAGUGGAAACAUCAGAAAAGCGUUGGAAACUGCCUUUACUUUCUUCAACGCUGAUCCUUCCGAUCCAGAGAUGCAGGAUACCCUGGCUUUUUACCAAGAAAUGGAAGAAGUUGACGACUCCAUGUUUGUCGAUAUAGAAAAUCCAGAGCAUCUAAAGCACUACGAAAUCGCCCAGUCAGUUUAUCAGCUCGAAGAUUAUCCUCAAGCGAUUUCCGAAUUCGAGCAAAGCCUUCAUUGGUACUGGGACAGUAUGGACGAAUGCAGAGCGCUCUGCGAUGCUCCGUUUGAUUUCGGCGACGAUUAUCCAGACGAGCUGCCAAAUUAUCAUCUUUUCCAGACAAAAAUGGUUGCACAGCUACUCGAAUGCCGGCUCAAGUGCGUCAAACAAAUGGAACUGCCAUGCGGCCGGUACCAUCGUCGGUCGAACAGCGAUCUUCUGCCGAUUCAUUACCAUUAUUUGAUGUUUGCUUAUCACGAAAUCGGGGAUGAUCCAAAGGCGGCUUCGAUGGCAAAGACAUAUCUGACAUUUCAUCCUGACAAUGAGCCUAUGCAGAUAAAUAUACAGUUCUUCGAUCAGGAAGUUUACGAAGCUGCACAGCCAGAAGAAAAAGCCGUCAAGUUUCACAAAAAACUCAUGCGAGAAGUAAAAAUGCUCGAAUACCUUGAACAUCACUUUGGCCCGACAUAUGGGUUCAAAUACGACUAUGCCUUGCUCACGCCCUUUCCCGACGAAAUGUUUUUCGAAGCGGAAGAUGAGCGGCUUAUGAAUGAAGAUAUCGGAGAUAUUGACGAGAACUCGCAAACUCCCUGGGAUCCUGAGAACGAGGUCAAAGAUCCGCCGACUUUUGGACCAUCUUAUGAUACUCCCUUCCCUACUGGUGCUGAAAUAGGUUACGAAUCGGUGGCGGAGAAAAUCGAUGAUCUUCUUUUCGACCCCCUUGCGGAACCUGACAAAGUGAAACAGGUCGAUACCGUUCACGGAAAACUGCCGUAUUACUCUGCUGGUGAUGAGAAAUUCGGAUAUGUCGUGCGAGAUUCGCCGAAAUAUAGCGUUUUUGACGAUGGGCCAGCUGUGAAUGCAGAAGGACCAGUCGCUGAUGGAGCUGUUUUGAAGCAAAACUCGACACAUCUUGCGGGACCGACGAGAUUUGUCAUGGACGGUCUUUUAUCAGAUGAGCAGUGCGAGUCCUUGUAUAAACUCGCUUCUUACGGUAUUGUUGGAGACGGCUACGAAGGGGACAAGAAACCUCACUCAAAAGGAGAAGAGUUUGCUGGAAUCAGCCUUCUCACUGCAGCUAGAUUGGCAGAUAUUGGAGCGGUAGAGACAGCAGCGGUUCAGCUCUAUCACGACAUCAAUUCUAAGUUAGCAAAGAUCGUCAAAGAGUAUUUCAAGCUGGAGACUGAUCUUUAUAUCGAUUUCAUUCAUCUGGUUUGUCGAGAUCCGAAGGAUGAAAAAACGACCGACGAAGAUGGGAACAUCAUUCUUUCGCACCCAGUCCACCCCGACAACUGUCUCUACCUCCCCGACGGAACUUGCCCCCGUCGGCCGCCAGCAUACGUCUGGCGAGAAUACUCGGCCGUGCUCUAUUUGAACGAAGACAUUGAAGGAGGCGAGAUCUUCUUCGCGGAUCCAAGCGGCAAAUACGCACUCGCAGGGGUCAAGCCGAAGUGCGGCCGUCUUGUUGGCUUCUGCGCCGGGACAGACUGUCUUCACGGUGUCAAAAAGCUCACCGGAGGCAAACGUUGCGCCUUGCCUAUUUGGUACACGACGAGAAAAGAGAAAGAAGAUUUCACGCUCGAAGAUGCUCGUGCGAUUCUCAAAAGACUCAAUUCUAGCUCUGCAUCAAACACAGAUUCUGACAGUUCUGAAAAAAUGCCCUCUGAAAAAACUGAACUCUAA
This is a messenger RNA of Oikopleura dioica, 2304 nucleotides long. NCBI's taxonomy places the organism in Eukaryota, Metazoa, Chordata, Appendicularia, Copelata, Oikopleuridae. The record is from the annotation of a GenBank genome assembly.